AUUUUUAUCCACGAAAUUGGUUGUUGUUAUAAAUUCCCACAAAAUUGAUAAUUUUAAUUUAUUAUUCAAUUAAAUUCAAUAGAAAAGCAUGUUUAAAAUUGCUAAUUAUGAUAUCUUAUGUUUCUUGUAAUCAUUAAAAAGUUUUGAUCAAAUGCUGAUCCAGAAUGUACUUUCCAAUCGGGUGGCCAAAAGUUCUGAAAAAUCUAGGUUCUGAUAAUCAAAUUAACAAACAAAUAGUUUCUAACAGAGACAAAAUAUUGUUUGCAUCAUUGAGCGAUGACUGCCUCACUGUGUGGUUUUGCAAGCCAACUGUGCCAAUAGUCUUUCACAAGAGGAGUGAUGAAUCUCUGAAGCGUUUAGGUGUGAAUAUUGGAGUAGAAUGGAAACCAGAUUCAUCAAUGAUAUGUAUUGCGACAUCAGAAGGGCAUCUAAUACUCUACAAUGUGGAGGGAUUGAGCGAGCAGACUGCUUAUCAGCAGUACGACCCGCCGGCCGCGAGCUUGCGGAGAGAUUCUGCUGAAUUGUUUGUAAAGGAAGUGAUCCCGUCACUGAAGAUAAGCCUGUUCAAAGAGGUGUUGGUGUGGGACGGACAGAUCACCCGCAUGUGCUGUAUAUCAGGCACGGAGAUCCUGGUGUGUACAACACGGGCCCACCUCUUGCGGUACCGCUGGGACGGUACACAGAACCGGGAUUACUGUCUUGACCUGGGACGUAUACCCUUCUCUAUCAAUCAACAAGUUUCAAAAGCUGAGCCUAUAAUAGAAGAUAACACACAUGUAAACGAUAUAGAAUACUCUCCACUAGUGUGUGGCUUUGGCAUCACAUUAAACGAUGGGAGAGCCGCUUACCUCACUGCACCUAAUCUCAAAUUUGAUCCUAAUGCCGUCCAAGGCAUUUGGGCUCAGGGCAUUGACGAUGCCACCUGUGCUAGAGUUAAUCACAAGUAUAGACUUAUCGCUAUUGGGAGAAAAAAUUCUCAAGUGGACGUGUUCACGAUAGACGAGGCGACGGGUGGGCUGGAGUUGUCGCACACCAUGGUGCUGAGCUCCAGGGACUUCCCCGGCGACCCCGGACCCGUCAAGUGUAUGAGAUGGUCGGGCGACGGGCGCGCGGUGGCGGUGUCGUGGGAGCGCGGCGGAGUGUCCGUGUGGUCCACGUUCGGGGCGCUGCUCAUGUGCUCCCUCGCCUGGGACUACGGACUCAACCAGGACCUGCUCAAGCACAACCCGCUCGUUGUUACUAGUAUGGAGUGGGCGACUGAAGGCUACCAACUCUGGAUGGUACGAGUGGAGGGUGAUACCAGCUCUAAUCUCAUACAGCUGGACUUUGUGAAGAGCCCGCUCAGUGUCAACCCUUGUAUGAGCAACCAAAGCCACCUCUACCUGCAAGCGGACGAUAAACUGUACAUCAACCUAGAAGACAAUCUGACCAAACGCACCAAACUGUCCAUCAUAGACUCGUCUACAGACUACCAGUCAGACAACGGGUUGAGCGAUCACAACGCCGGCUCUGACGAGUUUGAUAACACGAAUAAGUACACGGAGUUUGUGGACGACAAUGAGUGCAGGAAGCAGUGGAUCGUUCUGCCGCUGCCGGCUACGUAUAUUGCUACUAAUUGGCCGUUGAGGUACUCGGCCAUAGACCGCACCGGGGUCCACCUAUGCGUGGCGGGUCGCACGGGACUCGCCCACUACAGCUGCGUGACUCGCAAGUGGAAACUGUUCGGCAACGAGACCCAGGAGAAGGACUUUGUAGUCACUGGAGGCAUGCUGUGGUGGAGGGACUAUAUUGUUAUAGGUUGCUACAGCAUCCUCGACGGGCACGACGAGAUCCGCUUCUACCCGCGCGACGCGAAGCUCGACAACAAGCACGCCAAGAUAGUGAGAGUGCAGGCGCAGGUGUUCGUGAUAGACCUGCUGGAUGACCAGCUCGUGGUGUUCGGGGCGGAUGCACUGGUUACGAUAUAUGAGCUCAAUUGUGUUGAUAAUGCGGGCAACAUCGAGAUGCGCUGCGUGCAAGCGGUCGACGUCUCCGCCCUAUCUCACCCGGCGUGCGUGGUGUCGUGCGCACUGUGCCGCCUGCAGGACGGCGCGCCCGGCCGGCCCGCGCCGCGCGCCCCCGCCCCCGCGCCCGCGCAGAGACAGCCCGACUCUCUGGUCAUCAACGCUAGCGGAAGGCUGAUGAUGGUGCAACGGGAAGAGUAUGAUGUCGAUGAAGAUAACAAUCCGGCCUACAACUGUCUACCAGCAACAGUCCUCGCAUCUUGCGUGGAGAGUGUCUGGGCAGCCAGCGGCAGCGGCCCGACAGCGACGCAACUGUCGCGGGCACUCUGGCUGUGGUGCGGGGCCCUGGGCGCGCGGGUGUGGCUGCCCCUCCUACCACGCGACGCUAGUCGACAGCCAGAUACCAGGCACACGUUCAUGGCUAAACGGAUCAUGUUGCCGUUCCAUUUGGAGAUCUAUCCGCUCACGAUCCUGUUCGACGACGCGAUCCUGCUCGGCGCGGAGAACGACACGACGCUGUACACCAGCGACUCGCACUCCGUGUUCUCGCUGCCCUUCUGUGUCGUCAACAGAACCAGCCAAGUGUACCUGCAACAGAUACUACGGCAGCUACUACGCCGCAACCUCGGCUACCACGCGUGGGAGAUAGCCCGCAGCUGCGCCGGCCUGGCCUACUUCCCGCACUCGCUGGAGCUGCUGCUGCACGAGGUGUUGGAAGAGGAAGCGACGAGCAAGGAGCCGAUCCCCGACGCUCAGCUGCCAAGCGUCAUCGAGUUUGUGCACGAAUUCCCCGUCUAUUUACAGACGGUAGUGCAAUGCGCGAGGAAGACAGAGAUAGCGCUAUGGGCGUAUCUGUUCUCUGCGGCCGGCAAGCCCAAGGAGUUGUUCCAGGAAUGUCUUCAGAGGAAAAUGUUGGACACUGCCGCGUCCUACCUGAUUAUUUUGCAGAACCUGGAGUCGUCAGCGGUGAGCCGUCAGCUGGCCAUCCAACUACUGGACACGGCCCUUCAGCACGAGCGCUGGGACCUGGCAAGGGACCUCGUCAGGUUUCUCAGUGCAAUUGACCCCAACGACGUGGACUCCCCGCGCAACUCAAUGAACGUGCACACGAAGUACGGGCAGAUGUCGCAGCCCACAGUCAGCCCCAACGCGGAGGACCUGUCCGUCAUACUGGGCAACAUGCAGCUAGCCGGAGGUCGCGGGCGCUCGUUCAGCACAACAGUGUCGCCGCGCGUGGAGGCGGACCCCCCCGCGCCCGCGCCGCCCCCCGCGCGCGCCACCGCCGCCGUCAAGAGGAAGAAGAGUGUACCUGCCCGGACUGACAAUUCCAGCUACCUAGACUACGUGCAACCGAACCAACUAUCCAACCGAGACAGCUUCAGCGGAAUAGCUGAAGAGUGCUUCAUAGAUCUCAUGAUCCAGCGUCACGCGAGGCAUCUCCUAUCAACAGCCAGACUACAUUCACUAGGCAAGAUGGCGGCGGCUCUAGACGUUCAUUUAGUGGCGUGGCUCGCGGGAGAGAGGGAGAGAGCUGCUAGAGUGGAUAGCGCCGUCCUUUGUCUGAAGAGGCUGCAUGAAGACUUCGCGUGGCCGUAUCCGGUGAACACGGGGCCGAGUGAACUGGCGCAUCGCCCGAGUUUUGCUGCGAGCUCCUACGCGCCGUCAGAACCGGAUAGCUUAUGCGGAGACAGCGGCUACAUGAGCCUGUCGUUCCGAGCCGCCGCGCCCGCCGCCGGCGCGCCGCUCACGCCCGGACCUGUCAGCGAGGGCAGCGUGGCGGAGGGCGGGCUGGCGUGGUGCCUCUCCGGCGAGGCGGAGGCCGACGAGCGACGAUACGCCGCCCUGAUGGAGCGACUACACCAGCACCAGGCGGACCGCGGCUCGCACACGCACCACGUGCAGCUCAGAUACUUCCUCCAACUGAUGACCGAAGCGUCCUGCCUCGAGUGGGCUCUAGUCCUGGCCAUCAUAUUACGCGACGCCAUGGCGGUGCUGCGCACGACCAACGCGGCGCGCUCCGCCGACGUGACGGCCGAGGCGGUGCGUCGCCUGCGCAAGGCUUUGCAGGACGUGUGUGCUUGGACUGAUUGCGAAUGUCUCGGCUACAAAUCGUUCAUGCUGGCGAUCAGCAACCAGAUCCCGUUCCUCACCUCCAUCAUCAACACGCGCGAGCGCCGCCUGUCCAUGGCGAAGCCCCGGGUUCGAACCUCCAGCACCUCCUCGCUCACUGCGCCCGAGCCCAAGCCGCAAGCUCCUCAAGAACCGAAGCUCCCACCCCCACAGAAAGCUCAAGAGGUAUCGAAACAGUCGGUUAGGAAAGACUCGCCGAAAGCUGCGCCGGCGCCGGUCGAGAAUAAAGUUCAAGUCACGCAGCUGCCGCCGCCGCCGCGGCACGACGAGACCGCCACGGGAUGCGCACUCAUGUAAAAGGGCUAAUGUAAAGGAUGUUUUAUCCUCCCCUAAAGAUAUUAACACAAUUAAAAACGAAUUUGUAAAUGUUUCCACGUGAUAAGGAACGUAAAUAAAUUGGCAGUUUUCUGCGACUGUAGUAUGUAAGUUAGUUCUCGAGUAGUAGAGUAAUUUAUUCAAUUAUUUACUGUUAGAUAUUCGUUAGGUAAUGAUUUGGUGCUGUUAUGGGCAUAAAUGAUUCAUUCCCCGUUGCACGGGACGCAAGACGUGAUAUUUUUACACUCACUUACAUUGCACGUCCCUUAGAGUGAUCGUGAGUUAAAUCUUUUUUAUGUCUUGUCGUGCGCGUUUUGCGUUCCGUUCUACAGGCCAGAUAGAUUUAAUAAAUUUUACUGUACUUGUGAUUAGGCUACUAUUUCACUAUGGUCAUUAUUCUUCUAGUCCUGCAUGUCAAAUUAUAUUCCAGCUGAUGAUUCCUGUGACGUUGUGACGAGGAGUCGUUUUGAGUUUUACGAUUUUAGAAAUA
Molecule: messenger RNA, 4938 nt
Organism: Plutella xylostella (diamondback moth)
Lineage: Eukaryota; Metazoa; Arthropoda; Insecta; Lepidoptera; Plutellidae
Source: RefSeq, a predicted model, not a curated record